Ornithorhynchus anatinus (platypus) is the source of this 4367-nucleotide messenger RNA. RefSeq names its product MINDY lysine 48 deubiquitinase 4 (gene MINDY4). The coding region runs from base 136 to 2520 and encodes 794 amino acids. Gene Ontology annotation, molecular function: K48-linked deubiquitinase activity; cysteine-type deubiquitinase activity. Lineage: Eukaryota; Metazoa; Chordata; Mammalia; Monotremata; Ornithorhynchidae. Gene Ontology annotation, biological process: protein K48-linked deubiquitination. The record is from RefSeq and is a predicted model, not a curated record. The transcript is spliced from 20 exons.
UCGGAAGCGGAGUGACGUCAGCGCGGCGGGUUCCCGGCCGGCGGUCCUCUGGUUGCCUAGGUUACGGGGCAGUGGGGGAAGCGCCCCGGGGCGGACGCCGGUCCCCGCGGCGGCCGGAGCGGGGCCGGGCUGGAAAUGGACCAGGCCUUCGUGGCAGAGGUGGCGGCCGCCCUGGUCAGGGAAUUCCUCAGUCGGAAGGGCUUGCGGAUGACCGCCGCCGCCCUGGACCGGGAGCUUCCACGGUCAGCCAGAGCCAUCCGCACCCGGCAGGAGCUGCGCAGGGUCUUACACCUGGAGGCCGCCUACCGCCGGGACAAGGCAAAGGGCAGCCCCCUGAAAACCAGCCUGGAGCUCAUCACUCUCCACUGCCUGUCCGGCGCGGGUCUCCCCACGGAGGCUCCCGGCGGGGCCGACUCGGCCGCGGUAGCCGAGGACGUGACCCCGCAGCAGCAGCGACGGGACCGGCAGCGCCGGAGUCCAGACGGCACACGGGGUCCCGGGCCUGACCUUCCAGCUGAGGGCCGCAGGGUCACUCGCAAGACGGGAGGACCACGCAGGACCCUCGUCCCCAGCAGCCCAGGUGAUCCCGACGGAGAAGCCGACGGCCAGAGAUCCCUGACCGGGAACCGGAUGCUGCCGAUCCAGGCCCCGACCCUCGGGGGCUUUUCGCUUCCCGCCCAGCUGGGCGGUGUGAAGCUGCCGGACCCUGACCCAGAGGCAAGGAGGAGGGCGAGUGAGAAACUCUGUCCGAAGCCCGGCCUGAUCGCCCGAGGAAUGAUGGCCGGUCCCAUCGCCUGCUCCCCAGAGGACUCCGCCAAGAAACGUGUCUGGAGACGCCCACCCCGCCCUCCCAGCCCCCUGCAUAGUGGAGACCGGGACUCCCGCCCACCCUGUCCCCUCCCCGCGCCCUCCGGCCAUCGCCGGGAAAGCCCCGCGGGGUCCGCCCCGCCCCCAGGGCCCCUCGUGCCCGGGAGCCCCUCUCCAGUGGGCUCUGCCCGGGGUCUGCCCGGCAGCACCGGACCGGACGGCCACUCCCGGCACCCCUCCCGGGACCCCUCGGUACUCCCGGCCCUCAGACCGCCGGAGAGGGAGAAGACCAGGCCCGGCCUCGUGCCCGAAAGCCGGAGGGGCCUGGACUGCAGCGCGGAGGAGAGGCCGGUGGGCCCCGCGUCUGGCGGCCCACUCGCGGCCGCCACUCAUGGGAGUGACCGCUACCAGACUGCACCCAGGAGCCACCUGCCCCGAGCCGACAGCUCCAGCGGUCUUCUGACUCUUGAGGACGUGGAGGAUGAGUUUACAGAGGCGGAAGCGAUCCGGCCCAAGGUCCCGCCCCCACGGCAGCCGCAGACGGAAGCCAAAGCCAUCGACUUUUCCCUGGCCAAAGAGUUGAAGAGCCUCCUGUUUGGAUCCAGCCUGGCCGGGUUCAGGACGGAGUGGACGCUGCAGGGCUUCACGUUCAGCGACGACCCCCCGCUGCGCUAUGGCAUCGUACAGAACAAGGGGGGACCGUGCGGCGUUCUGGCAGCUGUGCAGGCCUGUGUCCUGCAGAAGCUCCUGUUCGGAGACGGUGGAAGUGGAAGCCCCAGAACCCGGCCCCCGCAGCCUUCGAGCGCCCUCAGGACCGACUGCCUCGUGGCGGCCGUGGCCGACAUCCUGUGGCGGGCCUCCGGAGCCGACCGGCCGGUGGUGGCACUGGCUUCGGGGACGCAGCAGUUCACUCCCGCAGGAAAAUACAAAGCAGAUGGAGUCCUAGAAACCCUCGUGCUGUACAGCGUGGCAACGAAGGAAGAUCUGGUGGGGUUUCUCCAGCAGAACAUCCACCAGUUUGAAGCGGGUCCUCUGGGCUGCAUCCUCCUGACCCUGUCAGCCGUCUGCUCGCGGUCCGUGGCCAGGGUGCGCGAGGACUUCGAUGUUCCCACCAACCACCUGAUCGGCGCCCACGGGUACUGCACACAAGAGCUGGUCAACUUGCUGUUGACCGGCCAGGCAGUGUCCAAUGUGUUUGACGGCGUGAUGGAGCUGGACUCUGGGGGCGGGAGUACCGCCCCCCUCCGCGGGAUCAUGGCCCGCAGCGACAUCGGGCUGCUGUCCCUCUUCGAGCACUACGACGUGUGCCGGGUGGGCUCCCACCUGAAGACCCCCAGGUACCCCAUCUGGCUGGUGUGCAGCGAAAGCCACUUCAGCGUCCUCUUCAGCCUCCGCGAGGAUCUGCUGCAGGACCGCGGGGCUCAGAGGAAUUUCGACCUGUUCUACUUCGACGGCCUGGCCGGUCAGCGGGAGGAAAUCCAGCUCACCAUAGACACCACCAAGCCCGAAACAGGAGACCCUGCAAGUGACCUCACCCCUCCUCUGGAGCACUGCAUUCGAACCAAGUUGGCUCCCGCCCGAGAACUCCAGGUUGAUCAAUCGAUCAGCAUUGAGCAUUUACUGUGCGCAGAGCACUGGACUAAGCACUUGGGAGACUGCAGUCGGUGGAAGGGGGCCCUGGUGGACUGGAACGGCACCGAGCCCUGGCUGUGACAUCCUGGGGUCCCGACCCCACCGCACCGGGGCUGUUGACGUCGAGCAAGCGGGAAUCCCGUGGCCUUGAGGCUCGCCGCCACUGCCGCCGUCGCCGCGGCCCCGAGCCCUUUCAUGUGUCCGGGAACGGCGUCCCCCGAGUCCCCACGCUUCCUUCCACGAGCUGCCGCAGAGGCGGGCCAGCACCGGAGGCCGGAGCCGGGGCCUCGGCCAAAGCCGGCCGUAAACCUGUCAGCGGCGGCGCAGCCCCUCAGCGCCCGCCCGCGUCCUGCCAUUGUGUCCGCAGAUCUGACGGCCGGCACGGUGUGCCAACCGUGAGGCCGGGCCCCGCCCUCCUCCUGCCCCCAGCCACCGGCCCCUGGGCAUUUCCCAAGGCGGGGGGCCCGGCUGGGUGGGCAGGGGGCGGUUCCUUCGGGGGGGCCACAGGCCAGCGGAGAAACCUUUGAAGGAAUCCCAGCAUCAGAUUGCCAUAGACAGACCCUCCCCGGCCCCGCUCUGGGGGCCAGACCAAAGUAGUUGGGCCAGACCUGGGCUUCCCGAGGUGGGAGGUGCAGUGGGGAGAUGCCCUCCGUGGAACAGCCCGUAGGUCCCAGAAUCCUUCAGGUAGCAAGGGAGAGAAAGCCGGAGGGGGGGGAACAGAUAUCCCAGACUGAUCUCUACAUCUCCGAAUCCACUUCCGCCAAGCGAACUUCACCCACACACGUGGCACAUCCCAUCUGGGCCCCACGUCCAGGGCCGGGCCUUUAGAAUUCCUCACGCCCUUCCGGCCUUACGUUCAGUGAACCGAUGGGACGAACUGGACACCCACUGGGCAUAGAGCCCUCGACUGAGCACGUGGGAGAGGACACUGGGGGCUUGGGAGAGGACCUCGGGGCAAAUCCCCUAUCCCCCAUCAAGGAGUUUCCAAGCCACCGCUCCCGGCUCCCCCUUGCGUUUCCCGCUUUCCAAUUUUAACUCCUUCCUCGCACUUUCUCUGGGGGGCAGGAGGGUGUCCACCCCGUCCCCAUCCCCCGGGUGAGGCCAAAGAGCCGGCGGGGGCCACUGGGGGCAGGGCCAUGAUCGACGCUGUCCAGAUGUGCCGCAGAUGCCGAUGGGCCGCUGGCGUGACAGAAGGCCAGGGGCGGGGACUAUUGGAAUCAGGAGGAAGGUCGGAGGAGUUUGUGGAAUCAGAGAGCGGAGCCAGGACUGAGACCAGUCUCUGCUUCUGGCCAGGCCAUAUACACCAGCGAGUGCCAAUUGGCCACCCUUAGUAGGGUGGGGCCAAGCCGCCCCUGGCCCUCUUCCCCCGUGCCCCCCACUCGCCAUCCUGGACCGUGAUGAUCACAAAUGCCACGGCCGGGCCUCAGGCCCACCACCCGGCCUCAAAGUCUACGCCACCCGCCGCCGCCUGCUGCCUCUCUUCACUCCUGACCAAGCCCCCCCCCCCAACAACCGCCCUUCUCGGGGGCUACCACAGAGUCCCAUCCAUCCUGGUUCAGGAUUCCCACCCCGGAACACCAGCGAAGGGGGUGGCCCUCGGCCUCAGAUGCCCCCUCCAGCUGCCCAUCGCAUGGCUGGUGUCAGCCCUCCGCUUCGCUCCGAGGCGGAGAGGAAAUGAAUCCUCGAGAACAGAGUCGGCUGUGAGCACCGGGCCGGAGGCCACUGGCCACAGGAGGCUGUCGAGGCCAGGAGAACUCACCCGCUGCUGCUCCACCCUAGCCAGGCCCUGACGCCACCCACCUCAGGGCAGCGGGCGAGGCCUGCCACUCAGUCCAGCGCCCGGCCCGGCUCCUCCGAGUCGCUGUGUAAACUCCGGUACCUCUUCGCAGCGGGCUCCCGGCAAAAACGCUUCCUCUAUAUUCUUGAAA